Colletes gigas is the source of this 3536-nucleotide messenger RNA. RefSeq names its product histone-lysine N-methyltransferase eggless (gene egg). The record is from RefSeq and is a predicted model, not a curated record. Bases 171 to 3536 code for a protein of 1121 amino acids. Lineage: Eukaryota; Metazoa; Arthropoda; Insecta; Hymenoptera; Colletidae. The transcript is spliced from 14 exons. Gene Ontology annotation, cellular component: nucleus. Gene Ontology annotation, molecular function: DNA binding; histone H3K9 methyltransferase activity; protein binding. Gene Ontology annotation, biological process: negative regulation of gene expression; heterochromatin organization.
GUAAGGAACAUCGAUUUAUCCGGCAAAAAAGUGUCAUUUAGUAAAUUUUGAAAUCAUCAUUUAUUUACAGUAAGAAAUGAUACAAUUAAUUGCAUAGGGUUACUGCAACAUGGAAUGUUGAAACAUUUUUAUAUAGAUUGAAAAUAAAUCAAUUUUGAAAUACUGUCAGAAUGGAAGUUAUUGAGCUUGUAUCCGAUGAAGAAGCAAUAGAGGAUAAUAUGAAAGAGAAUAAAAGUCCUAAAACUUACAACAGUACUUGCAUAAAUUUUCAAUGUUGUUCUGGAACAGACAUGAGAUCGGCACCUUCGUUUGCAUGCGCUUUUUAUGGAGUAAAUACAGAAAAGAAGAAAAAACGCAUGAUUUGCAAAAAAUGUUUUAGUGCCGCAUUGGACCAUCAAAAGCAAUUAGUAGCAGCUUUUGUGGAUCACAAACCAUUAUUGAAAUGUGAAUUUCCGGAUCAUACGAUGGAAGUAGAAAUAUCUGACAGUGAUGAUUCAGAUGAUGAAAAAAAGAAAGACUUGUACGAUGAGGAAAAGUAUUUACCCGAAGAAAUGCUUAUUAGUAUGGAGGAAAUGUUAGACAGUACAUUAAAGAAUAUUCUUACAAAGUAUGAUGUUGACUAUCAAAUCAAUGAGGCACACAAUAAAUUAAAAGAGCAAUUGGAUAAUAUAAACGAAGAAAAUGAAGUUUUGGACACAACUGUUAGAGACUUGAUGCGUACUAUGGACACAUUACGCAAUAGCUUAUACGAUGAGUUCAGACCACAAAUUCAGAUGCUUCAAGAGCUCCAAAUUGACGAUGUAUCUAACGACAAUGUUUCUUAUUCAUUGGUAGCAACAAAAAAAGUUACACAAGUACGAGUCUCACCUGCUGUAUUACAGGAUAAUCAACCAGAGAUUCUACCUAUCGAACAAGACAAUAAACAAGUUAUAGCAUUGGACUUACCUCCAACUGGACCACUUGUAAGACCACAAAUAGAUGUGGAUGCCAUUGUAUAUAUUAUGAAGCACCCACUUAUGCCAUGGAUUAAGGGAAAAGUCCAAACUGUAGUUUCAAAAAGUCCCCUACACUGUCGUGUUAAGUUAUUGCAAAAAAAAUAUAAUUCAGUUAUUAAGUCUGUUUUCGGCAAACAAACUGCACCUGCUAUAAUUAGCCAGGUGAUAAUACCAGUUGGUACGCGAGUAGUUGCAGUUUUCCGAGAUGUUUCGUCUAGUAAUUUUUAUAGCGGCGUUAUAGCUGAACCACCAAAAGCUACAAAUAAAUAUAGGUAUUUGGUAUUCUUCGAUGAUGGGUAUGCUCAAUAUGUGGAGCAUGGACACAUUUAUUUAGUUGCUGAAUCUUCUUCCAAAGUUUGGGAAGAUAUACCUAAUGAAUCACGAGAUUUUGUGAAAAAAUAUAUUGAUACAUAUCCUGAAAGACCAAUGGUAAAGCUGCAAACAGGACAAGUAGUAAAGACAGAAUGGAAUGGCAAGUGGUGGAUUGCUAGGGUAGUACAAGUUGAUGCAAGUUUAGUGCAAAUGCAUUUUGAUGCUGAUGGAAGGACAGAAUGGAUCUAUAGGGGUUCUGCCAGAUUAGGACCAUUGUAUCUUGAGCUUUUAAAAGCCAAUGCUAGGCAACAAGGUCAUCAUGCAUCUGUUAAUACACCAAGUCGACAUCGACUUCCUGUCAUUUCUAAUAAAAGCAAUUUACCUUAUGUGGAAUACACAUCUAAUGUAGAGAACGAAGAAGAAAGAAUUUCUCAGGCAGAAAAAGAACAGACGCCUGUAAUAAGUGAAAGUACAAGUAUAACUACUUCAAUUGCACCACAACAGACACGUGCUGUCGCUAGAAAGAGUACCAGUAAAAAACAAAUUAUUGUAGAUACAAAUACGUAUAAUCCUACUACGGAAACAAAACCUUCGCAUAGCAUAGUUUAUUAUCAAACACAAAAUAAAAUUCAGACAAAGAAAUUUGUUCUACAUAAAUGUGGUCCUCAAUGCGUUGAGGGUAUAUCUUUUACACCUGAUGAUCUAAGAGGAUAUUCGCCUCUUUCAAUACCAUUACUUUGUGGAUGGAACCGACAACUUUGUAAAUAUCCUAAAGGGAAAAAAAUUACAUUGUAUCAAGCACCGUGUGGUGUUAGACUACGAAAUAUGGAAGAGUUGCAUCAGUAUCUUCGUAAAACAGGUAGUCCAAUGUCGGUUGAUCUUUUUGAUUUUGAUUAUUGGGUACAUUGUUUAGCGGAGUUCGUCUUAGAUAAGUGUUUCAUUAAUAUAAAGGAUCUCAGUUAUGGUGUAGAAAAUGUACCAAUACCAUGUGUCAAUGAAUUAGAUCACACUCAACCAGAUACUAUACGAUACAGUACACAAAGAGAACCGACCGAAGGCGUAAAUCUUAAUUUAGAUCCGAAUUUCUUGUGUAGUUGUGAUUGCGUAGAUGAUUGCGAAGACAAAACAAAGUGUCAGUGUUGGCAAUUAACAAUACAAGGCGCAACUCUUGGAGGAAGAGUACCUAACACAUCUGUUGGUUACGUGUAUAAACGUUUACCAGAGCCAGUGACUACUGGAAUUUACGAAUGUAAUUCAGGGUGUAAAUGUGCCAUAAAAACUUGUCUCAAUAGAGUAGUGCAACAUCCGUUAACAUUAAAGUUACAAGUAUUCAAAACGGCUCCUCGCGGUUGGGGCAUAAGAUGUCUAAAUGAUAUUCCUCUUGGAUCUUUUAUUUGUAUAUAUGCUGGUAGAUUACUUACAGAACAGGGAGCUAACGAAGGUGGUAAAAAUUAUGGUGAUGAAUAUCUUGCUGAAUUGGAUUAUGUUGAAGUAGUAGAAGGAAUUAAGGAAGGUUACGAAAGCGAUGUUCUUGAGCCAGAAAUGCCAUUGUCUACUCCAGAAAAUAAAAAGAAAUCUAUUACAAGUGAUGAUGAAGAUAAUACGAAAACAAAUGGUAAUGAUUCAGAUGAAGACUUUGAUAUUACUAAAUAUGUAAAUUUUAAUGUAGAUUCUACGGAACCUUCGUCUAUCAGGAAACGGCUUAGGAAACGAAAACGAGAUGAACCUAACCAAGACGGAUCCGAAGAAAAUAGCGAAGACGGAAGCAGUACUAAAAAUUCUGAAAAUCCCAUGAAACCUUCCAUUAAUGAAACCCGUCCGAAUGAUCAAGACACAAUUACAAUAAGUGAUGAAGAAGAAAACAGAAGCGGUAGACGCGAACCAAGUAGAUUCGAUCCAACAGUAGAACCAGCACAAUUAGAAAGACCUACAUUUAAGUCAGUAAGAGAUUUCUUUGGAGAGGAUGAGGCUGUUUAUAUAAUGGAUGCUAAAACAACUGGAAAUAUUGGACGCUAUCUAAAUCAUUCUUGUGAUCCAAACGUUUUCGUUCAAAAUGUAUUUGUUGACACACAUGACGUAAGAUUUCCUUGGGUGGCAUUUUUUGCUUUAAAUUAUAUUAGAGCAGGUCAAGAAUUGACAUGGAAUUACAGCUAUGACGUCGGAAGUAUACCGGGUAAAGUUAUUAUAUGCAAAUGCGGCGCGUCUAAUUGCAGGGGUCGACUUUUGUAA